Molecule: messenger RNA, 3299 nt
Organism: Paramuricea clavata
Lineage: Eukaryota; Metazoa; Cnidaria; Anthozoa; Malacalcyonacea; Plexauridae
Source: the annotation of a GenBank genome assembly
AUGUCGAAUAAUUUGUUGAGAAAACCGCGAUCGAUGGGCAAUCUCUUGCCUCCGAAUUACAUCAGUGACGAAGGGCGCUUUGAUCUGAACCUGCCGCGCAUACGACCUGCAUGGCUUAUGAAUGAGAGCAUUAAAAGUUUGGACGGUAAAUUUCCCAUGGUACCAGCCCCCACUGGAUCCAUUGUCUUUUAUACAACACCACUGGGCGAAAAGGUAUGUUUACUUUAUAAAUUAAAAUGUUUGUACUUUGAAUAGACAACUUGCAUGCAUGUUAGACUAAUUUUUUAUCUAUAGGCAAAGAAAAGUAAAGAACUUAUUAAAAUUAGUAAAAUAUAAUAAUAUAUUUAUAUAAUAUUUAUAUAUUUAUACUUUGAAUUGACAAUUCCCAUUAUAGACUAAUUUUAAAACUAGGCAAGGAGAUGCAAAUAAAUCACCACAGCUAGAAAGAGCAUACUAAAAUGAGUAAAAUAGCAAAGUCUGGUUGCGAAAUGUUGUAAAAUGCGGAAAAUAUAGCCUUGCAAAGUUUGCAAAUUUGUAUACUUUUGUAUUGCGUGCGGAAAUUGCUACCACAUUUGGGCCAAAAAUGUGUUCUCAGAAUGAAAUGCUAUUUCAGAGAUUCAAAUUUUAAAAAUUUCCUGGGGGGACAUGCCCCCAGAGUCCAGACCCCCCUAACUAAGUCGUGCCUGCCGCACUCAGCUCACACCUUCGGCGAUCGCAUACUAUCCUGGGAGGAGGACAAUGAAAAUGGGCCCUUUUUGCAGUUUUGCCCCACCACUGAAGAAUCCUUAGCUUAAAAAAUGCACUGCCUUACCUUAUGAGUUAUGUUAAAUCUUUUUUCUUUGCCACUGUCUUCAGCUUCGUCAAAUGCCAAAGGACAGGGAGUUUGAUCUGACUGAUCCUCUGCGUCCAAGCCACUCGUACAACUGUCUCCAUGACCAGCAUCUCCAGGUCUAUUUUAGAUCGAAUGACAUCCGGAAGAGAAUGGUGGACGAAGGUAAUGGCGACGUGUGUUUAAUCAACGUUUUGUUUGGUUCAAGACAAUUCCUGAAGCUCCUUCGCAAUUUGGCUUAGCUUUCAGCUGCGAGUAAAGCCGUGCGUCAAAGGAGAACGAGAAUUGAGAAGCGAGAGUUUGCAUGAGAGUUGAUGAGAGUUGAGAAGCGAGAGUUUGCAUCAGAGUUGAGAAGCGAGAGUUUGCAUGAAAGUUGAUGAAAGUUGAGAAGCGAGAGUUUGCAUGAGAGUUGAUGAGAGCUGAGAAGCGAGAGUUUGCAUCAGAGUUGAUGAGAGUUGAGAAGCGAGAGUUUGCAUCAGAGUUGAGAAGCGAGAGUUGCACGGGAGUUGAGAAGCAAGAGUUUUUAUCAGAGUUGAGAAGCGAGAGUUUGCAUCAGAGUUGAGAAGCGAGAGUUGCACGAGAGUUGGGAAGCGAGAGUUUGCAUGAGAAGUGAGAGUUUGCACGAGAGUUUUCUCAACUGUCGUGCCCCGGUCAAACGAGAACAAGAGUUGCAUGAGAGUUGAUGAGAGUUAGUUGGAUAUUACCGCGCGCGUGGCGAAAACUCUCAUCAACUCUGAUCAAAAUUUGAACACUAUUACCAUAUUUUCCUAUUGAUCGUUGUUUUGUGUCCCUAAAGGUUUCAUAACGGAUGAUGGUUACGUGAAAUGUUCCCUGAAGGAGUUCAACGAAUAUCGUCAGUGGAUCAGGAAAUUGAAGCUAGAUGAACUUCAUCGUGAGAGAAGACAAGACGAGAAACAGAUCGAAGAAGCAAAGAAGAACAGACUGGAAAGAAUCGCUUUGGAAAGAGACCCUGAGUUAUUGGAAAUUUUGAAACGAAGGUAUGGAUAAAGACCCAUUACGUCAAUGUCAAAGUUUCCAGAUAUGAUGUCAUUAGGUGAAACUUUGGUACAAAAAACAAAGGAAAACUAAUUUGCAAUUCACCUAAUGAUAUCAUAUCCAGUGAAAAAGUUGAUCAAGAUCGGAUUUUUUAUUUUUAAGAUAUAUUUACCAAAAUAUAGAUACCAAAAAUCAUACUUGGGGUUAGGUACACUUUAAUGAUGUUCAUCAUUAAAUAUAGAGUAACAUCACAAGCAUCAUAUUCACCUGACUACAUAACACCAGCACAGAAAGAAAUAAUAUGUCAUCUUUUGAUAUUUAUCUUAUCAGUCAAUAAUAAGGUAUUGAUUUGGAUAUUUUCAGACGUGAAAAGAAACGCGAGGAAGCGAAGAUCCAUCAGAAACGAAUCAAGAGAGAGCAAGAACGUCUGAGAAAGCUGGAAGAAAUGGAUCGUCAACGACGCGAGAACUUCGUGGAAAUCAGACGAAAGACUCGAGACCGCAUUCAGAUCAAGCGAGAUUUAGAAAGAGAGAGAUUAAGAAAGAAAAAAUGUGAUGACGAACGCAAGGUGGGUCUUACUACGAUUGAUGCUCAUGAUAGGGGGUAUUCCAGCUAGAAACUAAAUUUUGAUCAAGGCAAGAAGGACGAAAUCCAACAUCACAGCUAGAAAGAGCGUCUUAGAAUGAGUAAAACGGCAAAGAUUGGUUGCUAAAUGUUGUAAAAUGAAGAAAAUAUAGCCCUGUGAAGUUCGCAAAUUUUGUAUAUAUUUGUAUUACGCGCGGUAAAAAUAACCACUUUCGCCUCAAAAAUGGUUAUUUUUCCCGCGCGUAAUGCAAAUAUAUACAAAAUUUGCGAACUUCACAGGGCUAUAUUUUCCUCAUUUUACAACAAUUCGCAACCAAACUUUGCAAUUUUACUCAUUUUAAGAUGUUCUUUCCAGCUAUGGGAAUGAAGUUCGUUCUUCUUGUCUAGAUCAAUACUUCGUCAAAAGCUGGAAUCAGCCAUCGUUGAAUUGUUUACUAGAGGCCCUUGGAGACGGCAUACCUCCGUCAGCGAAUUAAAGGUGAUCUACAGUCCGAUCUGCGCAUGUGCACAAAGGAGCCCACUUUUUAUGAUACAAACAGUUUAACUAUGUCUUGGGUCCUUGAAAAGCCUGAUUACGAAUUAAGUUAUGCAUCAUGCGUAAAUUAUACCAUGGGCUUAUGAUGGAUUCUGCUUUCUCGGCAAAGCAAGACAAAGCUUUGCUAUAAUUUCUCAUCCAAGUUUCAUCUAGCCUGCAUGGCAGGCGGUCCCUAAAAUCGGGCAAGGCUAAGUUUCAUCCAUUUCUUCGUACUUUACUGACAGGAUCACAAGAUCAGACUUCGCAUUGUGAGAAAAUUAAGCCUAGAUAUUGAGCAAAGAUUAAAACAUCUGGAAGAAAGAAAGGAAGAGGCCAAAGAACUGAAAAUAAAGAAGGUAUGACGAACAAACAGAC